This is a messenger RNA of Plenodomus lingam JN3, 1017 nucleotides long. RefSeq lists its product as uncharacterized. Gene Ontology annotation, biological process: transmembrane transport. NCBI's taxonomy places the organism in Eukaryota, Fungi, Ascomycota, Dothideomycetes, Pleosporales, Leptosphaeriaceae. Gene Ontology annotation, cellular component: membrane. Gene Ontology annotation, molecular function: ADP transmembrane transporter activity. The record is from RefSeq and is a predicted model, not a curated record.
AUGGCUGGCCAGUCCAAAGUCGAGGUACUCCCCCCUUGGGGAAGUGCCGUCGCUGGCGCUGCUGGUGCCGUUAUCGCAAACACUCUUGUCUACCCACUGGACUUGAUCAAAACACGGUUACAAGUCCAAGUAAAGCGGUCACCCAACUCACCAGAUCCUAACCCAGCCGAUGAAGAACACUAUGACGGUGCCAUGGAUGCAAUCAGAAAGGUCGUCGCCAAUGAGGGUGUCGCAGGAUUAUAUGCAGGCAUGGCAGGUUCGCUGCUCGGUGUAGCAUCCACCAACUUUGCCUACUUCUACUGGUAUACUUUUGUCCGAAGUCUAUACAUCGCCAACCGCUCCCUUACCGCGCCACCUGGCACUGCGGUCGAACUCUCCUUGGGCGCCGUAGCUGGCGCGUUGGCCCAGCUCUUCACAAUUCCGGUGGCUGUUGUGACUACUCGGCAACAGACCAUGAGCAAGUCAGAGCGAAAAGGCAUGAUUGAGACUGGCAUGGACGUUAUAAACGGCGAGGAUGGCUGGACAGGCCUCUGGCGAGGCCUGAGGGCCAGUUUGGUUCUCGUCAUCAACCCGUCCAUCACAUAUGGUGCCUAUCAACGAUUGAAGGAUAUCAUGUACCCUGGCAAGAAGUCACUGAAACCAAUGGAGGCCUUCCUCCUCGGGUCAAUUUCCAAGAUCCUCGCUACUAUCGCCACACAGCCACUCAUAGUCGCAAAGGUUGGCCUCCAGUCAAAACCACCGCCAGCAAGAAAUGGCAAGCCGUUCAAGUCUUUUACUGAGGUCAUGUACUAUAUAAUCGAACACGAGGGGCCGAUGGGUCUGUUCAAGGGCAUCGGACCUCAGAUCCUGAAGGGCCUGCUCGUUCAGGGAUUUCUCAUGAUGACCAAGGAGAGGAUCGAACUUUCAUUCAUUCUUCUCUUCAGAUAUUUCCGCCAAAUGCGCGCGGAGAAGCUACAGAAGCUUGCCAACAUCGCCGCAGAGAAGGCUGGCAAAGCUGCUCCUAUAUUAGUGAAGUGA